Messenger RNA from Protopolystoma xenopodis, 414 nucleotides. NCBI's taxonomy places the organism in Eukaryota, Metazoa, Platyhelminthes, Monogenea, Polystomatidea, Polystomatidae. The record is from the annotation of a GenBank genome assembly.
AUGUCACAAGACGCCUCUCCAACUCCCACCUUUGCUUCCACAGAAGACUUGCCUGUACAGCCAUCUGGUCUUACGCCACAGACGUCUGCUGGCUGUAGAAAUUUCGAGAUCAAGUCGGAUUCGGUGCGAGAGAAUGUUGAAGCUGUGGCGGUUUCAACAGCCGAAGUGGAAGCCGCCUCAAGAGCCUCAAAGACGGAUACUCCGGCUCUGAGUUCUGCGAAUAGAAGAGAUACAAAAGGGGGCCGGAAAAUGUGUCCUGUAGAGGAGUCUGACGCGGUGUUGGAAAGACAAAGGAUGUUUUUGAAGGCGAAAAUGAAUCUCUGCAUCGAAGACAUCUCCGAAUUGCCCACGGUAGGCCAGGGAGUCGUCGAUGCUGGCGAUAGAUUCAGUACAAUUUUUCCAUCACUUCUUUGA